This is a messenger RNA of Spodoptera littoralis (African cotton leafworm), 735 nucleotides long. NCBI's taxonomy places the organism in Eukaryota, Metazoa, Arthropoda, Insecta, Lepidoptera, Noctuidae. The record is from the annotation of a GenBank genome assembly.
AUGAGUUUACGUGGCAUCAAGUUAGUAACAUUUGAUGUUACGAACACUCUACUGCAGUUCAAGGUGCCUGCUUGGCAGUAUUACGCCAUAGUCGCCCAGGACUACGGGUUCAAAGGUAAUGAAGAACAAGUCAAAGCUAAGUUUAUAAAAAGUUUCCAGAUUAUGCGGGAAAAACAUCCCAACUUUGGAAGAAAAAGCAUAGAAUGGGAGGAGUGGUGGACUCAAGUAGUUAGCAUGACGCUGAAAGACUAUCUUCCACGUGAGACGAAUGUGAACACCGUUGCUCGGCAGCUCAUUGAAGAAUUUAAAACACAAAAAUGUUGGCAGUGCGCCUCUGGAGGGGAAAAACUAUUACAACACUUCAAAAAACUUGGAAUACGUGUGGGAGUCAUAUCAAAUUUUGAUCCUCGUCUUAAUGAUAUACUGAGCAAUGUUUGCUUAAAGAAACAUUUAGAUUUUGUUGUAACAUCUUAUGAGAUUGGAUACAGCAAACCUGAUAAGAGGAUAUUCAAGAGUGCUAUUGAAAAGUGCAAGGUGCCAAUAACACCAUCAGAAGCACUUCACAUAGGAGAUGAUAUUGUGAAAGACUAUCAAGGGGCUCGAGCUGCUGGCUGGCAUGCUCUCCUGGUCAACCCUGACCUGGAGGAUGAAGCACCCGAGCCACAGCAGGAACAUGUGUUCAAGAGUUUGGAAGAAUUGAGCACUGCUGUAGGGGAGAUGAACUUGAAACUGUGA